This is a messenger RNA of Colletotrichum paranaense, 819 nucleotides long. RefSeq lists its product as uncharacterized. NCBI's taxonomy places the organism in Eukaryota, Fungi, Ascomycota, Sordariomycetes, Glomerellales, Glomerellaceae. Bases 1 to 819 code for a protein of 272 amino acids. The record is from RefSeq and is a predicted model, not a curated record. The transcript is spliced from 2 exons.
AUGCCCCUCCUCGACCACCUACCUCAAGCACUGCUAAGGCACUGGACCCAAAUGCAGCGCGACCACAUACCUAUCCAAGAAGCAUGCCAACUAUCAGCUUGUCCACAUGCUUCCGAAGCAAACACCAUUAGCUCCAAGUCACGCUUUCAUACCUACGAGUGGGCGAUUGUGGUCGACUCAAUGCUCGAAGUUAGUGCUCACCUGACUGUCAACUCCACACUUGUCCAUCCAGCCAAUCGCCCUUCUGCUAGUUCGUCGCAUGCAAUGCAGCGCUACGGACAGACAUCAGGAAACCGCCUGCCUCCUGUUGGACGUGAGAUCGACACCACGAUACACCUCAGUGGACGAGACCACCGACUCACCCACGUUGCUACUGUGCUGCCAGCCUUUGGCAUGUGCCAGCGAGUCUGGGGAAGACGCCUAGACCACAGGCCCGACCCAGCGCGCCUCCUGCGAACUACCGGCCGAAUCCAAUAUCAUAAUCAACUCUAUUAUGCUAUUUCCACGUCAAAGGACAGCAGUCCGAUCUUUCGAUGCCUGGCGUCCUACGGAUCACGGGCCACCGGCAAAUGCCUGAUUUGCAGUAUAUCCUCAAUUCUCCUAAAUGCAAGAAAUCGCAGUCCAAGUUCCGCGUACCUCUGCUGCGUUACACAAGGAGGCACACGAGGAAUAAUACUGUCGAGCAUCGGUGCCUUAUUCGCUAUCCAAAAACACAUUUGUUAUACCAAAUCGACGAUAUACUUCGGUAUCCACUAUUGGUCUCUGCGUGCCUGUCUCGAUGUCGCCAGUGCGGGCACAGGUACAAAGGCUGAUGAGUGA